GCUAUCAAGCACAACGAAAAAUAGAGGAGAACACCAUCUUAAAGAGUUAUAUAGAUACGUAUAUAUAGACUAUAUCAGAAAAUGGCUGUCACGCAUUUUGUUCUGAUCCAUACCAUAUGCCAUGGUGCGUGGGUUUGGCACAAGCUCAAACCCGUGCUCGAGGCAGCUGGCCAUAAGGUCACUGCAUUGGACCUUGUCGCCAGUGGUAUUGACCUUAGGAUAAUUGAGCAAGUUGGCUCAUUUGAUGCCUACUCUGAACCAUUGUUGAAUUUCUUGGAAACAAUCCCUGAAGGAGAAAAGGUAAUUCUUGUUGGCGAGAGCUGUGGAGGCAUUAAUGUUGCUAUUGCCUGUGAUAAAUACACAGACAAGAUUGCAGCUGCCGUUUUUCAUAAUUCACUAAUGCCAGACACCGUUCAUAGCCCAUCUUAUGUUCUGGAUAAGUUUUUGGAGGUCUUUCCUGAUUGGAAGGACAGUGUAUUUGAAUCAUACACCAAUGGAGACGACACCAUAACCACAGUGAAAUUAGGCCCCUAUCUUAUGGAGAAUUAUAUUUAUACGGAUUGUCAUCCUGAGGAUCUUGAAUUGGCGAAAAUGUCAACAAGGAAGGGAUCAACAUUUCGAGAAAUUUUAGCCAAACGAGAAUUCUUCACAAAGAAAGGUUAUGGAUCGAUUAAGAAAAUUUAUAUCUAUGGCGACGAGGACAAAAUAAUGACUGAAGAUUUUCAUCAAUGGCAAAUACAAAACUAUAAACCAGAAAAGCUUUAUGUAGUCCCCGGUGGAGGUCAUAAGCUGAUGCUUUCAAGGGUUAACGACCUCUUUACUAUUCUUCAGGAGGUGGCUGAUACAUAUGCUUAUCUUUGAACCAUUUACUGUUAUACAUGUAUGCUAUGGAAGACAUAUUUGAUUGUGUAUGUGUACUGCAAUAAUUUUGUUAUAAAUUAUUUCAUGUAAACUAUAAUAUUAUUAAUAAAGAUUUUAUUUUAUUUUUUAUGUUUA
Messenger RNA from Hevea brasiliensis (rubber tree), 996 nucleotides. Its product is annotated as (S)-hydroxynitrile lyase-like. Lineage: Eukaryota; Viridiplantae; Streptophyta; Magnoliopsida; Malpighiales; Euphorbiaceae. Gene Ontology annotation, biological process: salicylic acid metabolic process; jasmonic acid metabolic process. The record is from RefSeq and is a predicted model, not a curated record. The coding region runs from base 82 to 861 and encodes 259 amino acids. The transcript is spliced from 3 exons. Gene Ontology annotation, molecular function: methyl salicylate esterase activity; methyl indole-3-acetate esterase activity; methyl jasmonate esterase activity.